GGAGGCCCGGACGAGGCUUCGUCGGCGAGCGGUCGGGGCCUGCUUCUCGAGGUGCCUGCGAGCGCCUCAUGCCCCUCCCCACCGGCCCCAACUCCGUCCCGCCUCACCCGACCGCGGGCUUUGUCCACCCGCCGCGGUGCGGCUCCUCCCAGUCCCCGCCAGCUCCUCCCCGCCCCCUCUGCCGGCCCCACUUCCUAGGCGGCGGAGCGGGUCGGGGAGGGAAGGGUUAACCCGCGGCUCUUCCCGGCGCGGAGGGAUCCGGAGGCGAGCCGAGCGCGGUGGUGAGGCCGCCUCAGCGAAAAAAAUGUCCGCCUGAAGAGACCCACAAGUUCUAUUCGGGGGGACCGACAGCCCGCCCCGGGAGGAAGGGGCGGCCAGGCCCGAAAGCCGCCUCCCCCUCCCAGACCCGAGAGCUCGUGCGGGGCAAAGUGAACCGAGCCGCUGGGCGGUGCAAGGGGAAGCCCAAGCCCGUUCUCCCGGCCAAAGUGAACUUUAAUCGGGGUGGUUGGAUGCGGAGACGGGGCGGCAGGACCUGCUAGAAGUGGCCGAAGAUGAAUCCCCAGCAACAACGCAUGGCCGCUAUAGGGACCGACAAGGAGCUGAGCGACCUACUGGACUUCAGUGCGAUGUUUUCCCCACCUGUUAAUAGUGGGAAAACUAGACCAACUACACUGGGAAGCAGUCAAUUCAGUGGAUCAGGUAUGGAUGAAAGAGGAGGUACAACAUCUUGGGGAACAAGUGGUCAACCAAGUCCUUCCUAUGAUUCAUCUAGAGUACAAUACACGAGAUGAAGCAGUUAAAUAGCAAAGCAAGACAGAAGGGUCAGAGAAUUAAAGGUUUUACAGACAGCCCUCAUUACAGUGAUCACUUGAAUGACAGUCGAUUAGGAACCCAUGAAGGCUUGUCCCCAACACCUUUCAUGAACUCAAAUCUGAUGGGAAAAACAUCAGAGAGAGGCUCAUUUUCCCUGUACAGCAGAGAUACUGGAUUACCAGGCUGUCAAUCUAGUCUCCUGAGACAAGAUCUGGGGCUUGGGAGCCCAGCACAGCUAUCUUCUUCAGGAAAACCUGGGACAGCAUACUAUUCAUUCUCUGCUACAAGUUCCAGGAGGAGACCACUCCAUGACUCUGCAGCGCUUGAUCCCUUGCAAGCAAAAAAAGUCAGAAAGGUGCCUCCUGGUUUGCCUUCUUCUGUAUAUGCACCAUCCCCAAAUUCAGAUGAUUUCAACCGUGAAUCUCCUAGUUAUCCAUCUCCUAAGCCACCAACCAGUAUGUUCGCUAGCACUUUCUUUAUGCAAGAUGGGACCCACAAUUCUUCUGACCUUUGGAGUUCAUCAAAUGGGAUGAGCCAGCCUGGUUUUGGUGGAAUUCUGGGGACCUCCACUUCCCACAUGUCUCAAUCCAGUAGUUAUGGCAACCUUCAUUCACAUGACCGCUUGAGUUAUCCUCCACACUCAGUUUCACCAACAGACAUAAACACGAGUCUUCCACCAAUGUCCAGCUUUCAUCGUGGCAGUACCAGCAGUUCACCUUACGUUGCUGCCUCACACACUCCUCCCAUCAAUGGAUCAGACAGCAUUCUAGGAACCAGAGGGAAUGCUGCUGGAAGCUCACAGACAGGUGAUGCACUUGGAAAGGCUUUGGCAUCUAUUUAUUCUCCUGACCAUACCAGCAGUAGUUUUCCGUCAAAUCCAUCAACACCAGUUGGAUCACCUUCACCUCUCACAGGUACCAGUCAGUGGCCAAGACCUGGAGGGCAAGCACCUUCAUCCCCAAGCUAUGAAAACUCACUCCACUCCCUGCAGUCUCGAAUGGAGGAUCGUUUAGACAGACUGGAUGAUGCAAUCCAUGUGCUGCGGAACCAUGCUGUGGGACCUUCCACCAGUUUGCCUGCUGGUCACAGUGAUAUACAUAGUUUAUUGGGACCAUCCCAUAAUGCACCAAUUGGAAGCCUCAAUUCAAACUAUGGAGGAUCAAGCCUUGUUGCAAGCAGUCGAUCAGCUUCAAUGGUUGGAACUCAUCGGGAAGACUCUGUCAAUCUCAAUGGCAAUCAUUCAGUCCUGUCUAGUACAGUCACUACUUCAAGCACAGACCUGAACCAUAAAACACAAGACAAUUAUAGAGGUGGCUUGCAAAGUCAGUCUGGAACUGUUGUUACAACAGAAAUCAAGACUGAAAACAAAGAAAAGGAUGAAAACCUUCAUGAACCUCCUUCAUCAGAUGACAUGAAGUCAGAUGAUGAAUCCUCCCAAAAAGAUAUCAAGGUUUCAUCUAGAGGCAGAACAAGCAGUACUAAUGAAGAUGAGGAUUUGAACCCUGAACAGAAGAUAGAAAGGGAGAAGGAGAGGCGGAUGGCUAACAAUGCCAGAGAACGCUUACGCGUGCGGGAUAUUAAUGAAGCCUUCAAAGAGCUUGGCCGAAUGUGUCAGCUUCACUUGAAGAGUGAAAAACCCCAAACAAAACUCCUUAUUCUUCAUCAAGCCGUGGCAGUCAUCCUUAGUCUAGAACAGCAAGUCAGAGAGAGGAACCUUAACCCCAAAGCAGCCUGCCUUAAGAGAAGGGAAGAAGAAAAAGUUUCUGCCGUAUCGGCAGAGCCGCCAACCACACUGCCAGGAACCCAUCCUGGGCUUAGUGAAACUACCAACCCUAUGGGUCAUAUGUAAACAUCAGCCAGUUCCAGAGUUAUCAGUAGGCUAGAUAGAAGGUGACCUCUCCUCAUAAGGACUUGGACAACUCAGAUUAUCUGAAGACACAAACCUGACAGGAGGGAGAAGAAAAAACAAAACACUUGAACCAAGAAACUCAAAUGUAAUCCUACGAUCAAAGCAACUGGUCAACACUUCCAUCAGAAGUGAAGAUAGGAAGCUCAUCAGAUAGAACAUCAGCCCAUGAGAUGUUUGCAACAAAUCUUUUGUUGCAAGCAGUGUGUCGCUUCUGCACAAUCAGAGACUGUCUCGAUCUCUCCACUCACCGUGGAAGUUGCCUUGUGCCUAAACUGAAUUGACAAAUGCAUUGUAACUACAAAUUUUAUUUAUUGUUAUGAAACUGUAAGGUCUACAUAUAAAGGGAAAAAGUUAAUGUGGAAAGCUGAUCUACACUCAGCUGAUGCCAGCAUACAUUAAAGCGGUUCACGUGCAGAGAACAAAGCAGUGACAACCAUUGGCCCUUAGCAUUCCCGGCAUACCUAUUAGUGUCUUAAAAAGGAAGGGAAAAGUCUUUUGUUGCCCUCUCCUAUCCUCUUGCCAUAUGAAUAGCGUUUUCCAUGAAAUAGGAAAAUAUUACUUGGUAUAGCAUUUCUCUUGCUCUCAUUUUUUGAUUUAUUUUUAUUUUCUCUUUGUGGGUGUUAUAUUUGAUCUCUAAAUCUGAACAGUUUAUGGUCACAGUCCAGCCUCCUCCGUGCAGCCCUGUGUGCUUUGCACAUUUACCUUACAGUGGUAAGCAGAGACCAUCUGUGACCAUAGCCUAGCUAGCAUUUUAAAAGGGGAAAUUUUGUUUCUAGGUUUUCCCCCAAAUAAACAUUGCUUUAUUUCUAAUAAUAACCAAGACUUUUCAAGCUUCUAGAUCUCAUAGGAAAGCUUGUAAUAGCAAAAUUGUAAAUUACAAGGGAAGAAUCUACUUUUUAGAAAUCGCUUUGUUUUCCAAGCAGUAAGUACUACAUACAGUACUUGUAAAGUGUUAGCUGUAAGUAAGCACAAAAUACAUUUAAAAUACAAAGACGAUUUUUUCAGGCUGUGAUUAUGGUGAACAUAACAAAACCCAGUAGUCACCAAGGCAGGUAGUGUGAUAAAUGAACACACCACUCUGAGGCUAAUUACCUAAUGGAAUACAAGAGCAAUGGUCACCCGUGUUUCCUUAUCCUAGCCUUUAUUUCUCUGUCAUUUGGAUGGCUGGUCAAUGGGGAAGAAUUGAGUGGGUGAUUUAAUCAACUGCAAACCAUCUGCCCCUGUCCCAAAAUGAUGAGCCAGAUUAGCAUUAAACCAGUACUUGUCAGUCCAUCUUAAUACUGUUCAUUAAGGCACUCUCUGUCUCUAAUCCUUAGGAGUUGUUUUAAAAGACAUAAUCACUUUGAACUUCCAUGAAACCUGUCUUCCACCACAACAACCCUGGGAGAGAAAAACAUGCUAAAGGAGGUAUCUUGGCUUAAUAAUUCCUUAUAGCCAAUAUCAACAGUGGCAAUCAGCACAGAGGAAAGGACCCAAAUCACUAUGUAGCUUAAAGAUUUCUGUUAAUUUGAAAGAACAAAAACAAGACAGAACUUCUGGUACUCUAAUCAGGAUGAUUCCUAACAAGUCAGUCAUUUGUGAACUUAGUGGACUUUUUGGUUACUUUAAUUUGCAUAUAUUCUCCAGUUACAUCGGACUCUUAUCUGUGGCCUUGUUCUUCAUUUCAGUGUUAAUCAGCUAAACAGAAGUUGUUGCUUAUGAUGUGUGAGUGAACAUAUGCCACUGCCUGGCCUUUUUUUCUUCAGAGCUUGUUGUCUUUUUCGCUAUAUUAGACUUUGCAGUAUGCCCAGAAGCUUUCCUUCAUAAAAUAGAAAGAAAAAAACAUUUGGCUUAUUUUUCACUGUAGCUAGUCUUUUAUACAAUAAUCUUGUAAGAAAAUUUCUUGAAUUCUAAAUAUUACUCUUUCUAGAUUUUUGAAAUCAAAAAGUUUUCAGUAAAAAGUUUCUUACUUUAUUUUAUUAUAUUAGGUAGUAAAAAAUGUAGGGUUAUUUACCAUAACCUGUUCAUUAAUAUCAGAAAUUUACAAUAGCAUUUUAAGACCAUAGUAGGAUUCUAGCAUACCGUGUAGUACCUAUGGAGUAUUGUAAGAGCUAAUUGUUGGAGAUGAAUUGCUUCUCAUCUUGUUCUCCAGUUUCCAUUGUUGGUUUAUUGCAGAUUUGUAUCCUGUGUCAAAUUCAAGGUAUUAUUGAUAAACCUUUUCAACCAGCAGCAAGAAGUUCAAAUUUUUUUCUGUCACUGUAACAGAAAACACAAUAUGUAUAUAACAUUUAUGUAGCAAUAAAUGUGCCAUCUUUUUUUUAACACAGUAAAA
This is a messenger RNA of Pan troglodytes (chimpanzee), 5033 nucleotides long. RefSeq names its product transcription factor 12 (gene TCF12). The transcript is spliced from 21 exons. Gene Ontology annotation, cellular component: chromatin; transcription regulator complex. Lineage: Eukaryota; Metazoa; Chordata; Mammalia; Primates; Hominidae. Bases 788 to 2662 code for a protein of 624 amino acids. Gene Ontology annotation, biological process: regulation of transcription by RNA polymerase II. Gene Ontology annotation, molecular function: RNA polymerase II cis-regulatory region sequence-specific DNA binding; protein dimerization activity; DNA-binding transcription factor activity, RNA polymerase II-specific. The record is from RefSeq and is a predicted model, not a curated record.